UACUCAUCUUCUUCCCUCUCUCUUUCUUUUCUCCCUCUCUCACACACAUCCCUGAUUCAAAGGAAGAAAGCCAACGCCACAGGAGAAUAGACAAGCACUCCAUAAUUAACUAUACUUAUGUACAGGGCAAAAAGGAAAUGGGAACAUAUAGAUCAGAGGAGGAUUAUGAUUACUUAUUCAAGGUGGUGCUCAUAGGGGAUUCUGGUGUUGGCAAAUCGAAUUUGCUAUCGCGCUUUACUAAAAAUGAAUUCAGCCAGCAAUCUAAGUCCACCAUCGGCGUCGAAUUCGCCACUCGUACCAUUCAUGUUGAUGACAAGAUUGUCAAAGCCCAGAUUUGGGACACUGCUGGCCAAGAGAGGUACCGGGCCAUCACAAGUGCUUAUUAUAGAGGAGCUGUUGGUGCCUUACUUGUUUACGACAUUACUCGCCACGUAACGUUUGAGAACGUAGCGAGAUGGCUCAAGGAGCUCAGAGAUCACACGGACCAGAACAUCGUCGUCAUGCUAGUAGGGAACAAGGCGGAUCUCCGCCACCUCCGUGCGGUCCCCGCUGAUGAGUCGAACGGUUUUGCAGAAAGGGAGAGGACCUUCUUCAUGGAAACAUCUGCUCUUGAGGCGUUGAACGUUGAAAACGCCUUUACGGAAGUGUUGACUCAGAUUUACCGGGUGGUUAGCAAGAAGGCUCUUGAUGCAGGAGACGAUCCAACAUCUUUGCCUGCAGGACAAACGAUCAACAUCGGAAACGAUGUAUCUGCUAUUAAGAAGGGCGGAUGUUGUUCCGGUUGA
This is a messenger RNA of Lycium barbarum (goji berry), 785 nucleotides long. RefSeq names its product ras-related protein RABA1f-like. Gene Ontology annotation, molecular function: GTPase activity; GTP binding. The record is from RefSeq and is a predicted model, not a curated record. Bases 138 to 785 code for a protein of 215 amino acids. Gene Ontology annotation, cellular component: endosome. NCBI's taxonomy places the organism in Eukaryota, Viridiplantae, Streptophyta, Magnoliopsida, Solanales, Solanaceae. The transcript is spliced from 2 exons.